CAUCAUACAGAAUAAGAAGAGGAUUGAGAAUGGAAAUAGAAGAAUUGCAAUUAUUAUUGACAAAUAAAACUGGUUUACUGGAUCAGAAUGAAUCAUUAAUAGAUAUUAAGAGAGAAAUAGCUGAACUACAAGAACAGAUAUCAUUAAUGAGUGUACAUAUACUAAAUAAAAGAGAAGAGAAUGAAAAUUAUAGAAAUAUAUUAAAAAUGAAUAAGCCAACAGCAGAAUCUGUUUUUAUUGCUCGUUAUGACUAUCAUGCAAUGGACAGUGAUGAAAUAUCAUUCAGUGAGGGAGAGCAGCUGGAGAUAUAUGAGAAAAAGAAUAGUUUUUACUGGAAAGGAAAAUCCUUGGUGUCUGAUAAUGAGGGAGUCAUUCCUACACUCUCAGCUCUUUUUGAAGCUGCUCUUUGA
Messenger RNA from Amphimedon queenslandica, 410 nucleotides. Its product is annotated as tyrosine-protein kinase HCK-like. The transcript is spliced from 4 exons. Gene Ontology annotation, molecular function: protein binding. The record is from RefSeq and is a predicted model, not a curated record. Lineage: Eukaryota; Metazoa; Porifera; Demospongiae; Haplosclerida; Niphatidae. The coding region runs from base 30 to 410 and encodes 126 amino acids.